UGACGUUGUUAAUGGUAAACUCUAGUCUCUGUGACGUGCCUCUGGCAGCGAUGUGUAUACAUAUGUAGAAGAGUAUAAAAGCACCACCAGGUCCUCUAUGGCAAUACGGCAGAUUGGCGUAGACAUCCUGCUCUGCAAACAUGGGAAAGAUCGUCUUUUACGAAGGCCGCAACUUCCAGGGGCGCUCUUACGAGUGCUCUGCAGACUGCUUUGACACCUACAGGCACUUCAACUGCUGCAACUCCAUCAGGGUCAUGGGGGGUCACUGGGUUGCCUACGAGAAGCCCAACUAUAUGGGGUAUCAGUAUGUCCUGGGCCGUGGGGAGUAUCCUGACUUUCACCACUGGAUGGGCUUCAACAGUUGUAUCAGAUCUUGUCAGAUGUUCCCCCCAUACAGAGGAGCCUACCGCAUGAGAAUCUACAACAAGCCUGAAAUGCACGGACACAUGAUGGAGUUCACAGACGACUGCCCCAACGUCCACGAACGUUUCGGUCACCACGGCAUCUACUCCAGUAACGUUAUGGAGGGCUUCUGGACCUUCUAUGAGCACCCUAACUACAGAGGGCGUCAGUAUUUCCUGAGGCCCGGAGAGUACAGAGCUUGCGGGGACUGGGGUUGCAUGAAUCCAAUGAUUGGUUCCUUCAGAAGAAUAAGGAGCAGUUUAAUGUAAACAGAGUAUUUUUUAUGGCCAUUAAAAUCUUUUAAACUGAUUAAAA
Xyrauchen texanus (razorback sucker) is the source of this 717-nucleotide messenger RNA. RefSeq names its product gamma-crystallin M2-like. Lineage: Eukaryota; Metazoa; Chordata; Actinopteri; Cypriniformes; Catostomidae. The coding region runs from base 141 to 671 and encodes 176 amino acids. The transcript has 3 exons. Gene Ontology annotation, biological process: visual perception; lens development in camera-type eye. Gene Ontology annotation, molecular function: structural constituent of eye lens. The record is from RefSeq and is a predicted model, not a curated record.